UUGUACUGCUCCCAGCACAGAGGGAACCUGGUGUCGGUUCACAGCCCGGUCAACAGGUGUUUGUCCAGGAUCUGGUCAGGAGACACACAGACCAGCCGGUCUGGAUAGGAGGCUACGAUGCAGCUCAGGAGGGGAUGUGGCUGUGGAGUGACGGCUCAGCUGUUGACAGUUUCUACUGGGAGGAGGAUGAGCCCAGUAACUCUGGACAGGGGGAGAACUGUAUGGAGCUACACACUGGAGGUGGGCAGGGCUGGAAUGACGUGUCCUGUGGAGAGCUGAGGUUCUAUGUGUGUUCUAUGGAGACAAGAUCUGGUUUAGCAGUAAUUCCAAGUCAGAAGAAAACACACGAGAGAGAGCUGGUUGAAGAGGUGAGUAUUUAUGACGUCCUGUGGGAGACCAGUGAGAGAGUAGCAGAUGAGAUCCUCGACUCAGCCUUCCUCAGAGGGAUGUAUUCCAGACGUCUGCCUGCCCGCUGCUAUGCUGACUUCUGCCACCAGGAGGUGCUAUACCUGGACAGAGUCAUCACCAUGCUGCGGGUGUUGAUCAGAACAGUCCAGGGUCCUCCAGACAUCAUGAUGUUUCUCCAGAGAACACAUCAACGCUACCAGGAGUCACUGAAGAAGGCCCAGAUCCAAACUCCACCACACCUG
Messenger RNA from Oncorhynchus nerka (sockeye salmon), 650 nucleotides. RefSeq lists its product as uncharacterized. The annotation marks the transcript as partial. Gene Ontology annotation, molecular function: signaling receptor activity. The record is from RefSeq and is a predicted model, not a curated record. The transcript has 6 exons. NCBI's taxonomy places the organism in Eukaryota, Metazoa, Chordata, Actinopteri, Salmoniformes, Salmonidae.